CAAGUCUGUUUGUGAACUCACCACCCACAAGGGAAAGCAGGAGUAUUCAUUGGGUGGAGAUGAGAAUGGUCUUGAUCCUGUUGUUCUGGAUGCAUAUGGGCCUCUCUUCUCCUCCACUCCAGGAUGCUGACAUUUAAAGCGAUAGCUCAGCUCUUCAUCUUGGGCUGCACGUGGUGUCUGGGAAUCCUGCAGGUGGGUCCAGCUGCUCACGCCAUGGCCUAUCUCUUCACCAUCAUCAACAGCCUGCAGGGCGUCUUCAUCUUCCUGGUGUACUGUCUCCUCAGCCAGCAGGUCCGGGAGCAAUACAGGAAAUGCUGGAAGGAGGUCAGGAAAAUCAAAACACAGUCUGAGCAAUACACCCUCUCCAGCGGAAUCCUGUCAGAUACCCCUAAGCACAGUGUGGUAAAAGAUGAUGGAACGACAGCAGAAAAGAGAAAAUUAAGUCAAUUCUAAGAAAACUAAAGGACAACAUGACUCAGUUACAAAUAACUUUAAUCAUAGCUUGUCCAUCUGUUCAUCCAUCCAUUUAUCCAUUCACCCAUCCAUCUUUGAAGCAAGUCAACAUGCCAGGUGUGAGAAUCACCACGGCCCACUUCUCCAUAUCUUAAUUUUUCUUUCCAAAUUUCUGCCUGCUGCAGCUUUUCCUGUGCAAUAAACAUUGCUUUGUCCAUGUGCCUUGGCUAUCAGUUACACAAAAAUGAAUAUAGCAGGUUCCUUGCCAUCAGGGCGCUCAUAGUCCAUGGCAGUGUUACUCAAAAUGUGGUGCAUGAACUGGUUUUGACCCUUGAGGAAAAAAGAACCUUGGGAUACCCUGUAAAUCAACAACAUCACUAAGCUUUAGUUUUACUGACAUCUAUUCCAUAACAAGAUUUUAUCAAUAAAGGAAGCAGUGUGUUGUGUAACUUUCUGGUGCAAGCUCCUGCUCUCCCUGCAGACUGUCACCAGUGCUGAGUA
Messenger RNA from Myotis davidii, 954 nucleotides. Its product is annotated as adhesion G protein-coupled receptor E2-like. Gene Ontology annotation, molecular function: G protein-coupled receptor activity. Lineage: Eukaryota; Metazoa; Chordata; Mammalia; Chiroptera; Vespertilionidae. Bases 124 to 453 code for a protein of 109 amino acids. Gene Ontology annotation, biological process: adenylate cyclase-activating G protein-coupled receptor signaling pathway. The record is from RefSeq and is a predicted model, not a curated record. The transcript is spliced from 4 exons. Gene Ontology annotation, cellular component: membrane.